Molecule: messenger RNA, 1686 nt
Organism: Microdochium trichocladiopsis
Lineage: Eukaryota; Fungi; Ascomycota; Sordariomycetes; Xylariales; Microdochiaceae
Exons: 1
Coding region: 317-1225 (302 amino acids)
Source: RefSeq, a predicted model, not a curated record
CUUUCGUCCGCCGUAGACCACGCAAAAGUGAGCCUGGCCGCUGCACCUCCCGGCUGUCGGCUCGUACAGUUCAAACGAACGAGUCUAGUCUUGCCAGGAACAACGCACCCUCACCAGUCAUCCUCAACCAUAACUCUCGGCCACGAACGAACAUCGAAGUCACGGAAGGUCACAACUGAGAUAUAGACUAUCCCCUUUUCUUGCCCGCUCACCUACCUGGCGGAUUGUCACCCAGCGAUUGUGUUGGAAGCUUGACAACGUAAUAACGACAACUGGAUUGCCUGUCCCCCGUCUCGACACCUACACACCUUGAAUCAUGGGCUGGCUAUGGUCAUCAGGAGCGUCCCCGGCGACUCCGUCACCCGCGGGCGCCGCGGCAAACACGUUGAAAGCCAAUGCGCCAGCCGCACCAACAUCCGCGCCCGCCGCAACCUCCCAGAACGACAGCGCCGACCUCGAGAUCGCAAGGUUCCUGUCCCAGAUCCAAGCCGACUUCGGCAGCAACAGCGACAGAAGCUCUGCCCAGCGGCCAUCCACAACGACGACAACAGGCGAUACCAGCAGUAGUACAUCACCACCAGCAUCUGCAGCCCCUUCCUCCAAGUCGUCCUCGUCAUGGAACUUCUGGGGCGGCAGCGCAGCCAAGACUUCAUCACAACCCGAGCCCCAACUCUCCUCCUCCUCCUCCAUGGCGGCGCCACAAUCCACGCAGCCCUCAACAACACGACAACAAUCCCAAGCCCAGCAGCAGCAGCAGCAGCCCGACUGCCUAGACCCGGUCUCCGAGUCCCUUCUCCCAACAACAAUGUCCUGCCGGCAGGCCUUCGACACGGCGUUCCACUGCAACUCGCUCGGCGGGCAGUGGACAUCCGUCUACCGCGCGGGCACAGUCCGCUCCUGCAGCGAGCACUGGGACAACUUCUGGUUCUGCAUGCGCACCCGCGCGUACUCGGGCGAGAUGAAGGAGGAGGCCAUCCGCGACUACUACCGCCAGCGCGAGCUCGCCAAGUACCACGGCCCCGGCAAGCCCAACAGCACGGACGUGUGGGAGGCCCGGACGGAAAAGGUCGAGCCGGGCACGGCGUUCCAGAAGAGAUAUGUCCAGCCGGACAUCAGUGAUGAGGAGUGGUGGCAGAUGGAGAUUGAGCAUAGGCGCAAGGUCCAGGAGGAGCUGCAGAGGAAAGAUGCCGCCUCUGCGAGUCAUGGUGCCGUCACUGCGCCAUGAUGAUGCCUAAAACAAGCUAGAUGCGUGCUGGCCGGCUAUCUCUGGGGUCUUCCUUGAAGUUCAGGCUGGCAACGCGGUUUUUCACUUUGCAGUGUACGUAUAGUGUAAGAGGAUGUGACUGACCCAAUUCAACGAGACAUGCCCUAAUCACAUUUUGUAAACGUUGAACAUUCUUUCUUCUGUUAAUCGUGACGACGGAGACCCACUCCAAAGAGAGGCCCGGACGACAUUUCAGAACCCCAGACACGCAAUUAUUCCGGAGGUCAUAUAACCAGAAGGUCAAAGGGUCAGAAGGUCACAGGACUAGAGGGGUCGGAGGCUCGGAGGCUCAGAGGCUCAGACGGGCAGUGAAGUCGAGUGUUGUAAGAACUUAACAAACCAGUUUUCAGCUUUCAGAUAGGGGACAAGUAAAGGCCGCAUAUGGAAUGACGAUUGGAAUCGAGGACUAAUCAAAUUGUCAC